This is a messenger RNA of Haliotis rubra (blacklip abalone), 882 nucleotides long. RefSeq names its product beta-1,3-galactosyltransferase 2-like. NCBI's taxonomy places the organism in Eukaryota, Metazoa, Mollusca, Gastropoda, Lepetellida, Haliotidae. Gene Ontology annotation, molecular function: hexosyltransferase activity. Gene Ontology annotation, cellular component: membrane. Bases 1 to 882 code for a protein of 293 amino acids. The transcript is spliced from 2 exons. The record is from RefSeq and is a predicted model, not a curated record.
AUGGUGUAUGGACAACAAAGCUUAUGGGGAGAUGAUCUGUCUCGUAUCUACAUCGCAUCUCCUAAAAGGAAAUCCAAAACCUUAAGGCAAUCAUCCGACCCAAAUUUCAAAAUUGUUCGGCAGAAUCGUGAUCUGUGCUCUUCAGCUGCAAGAGUUGACGCACUGUUUGUCGUCAUCACAGAGCCAUCGAACCGGAAGAGGCGAGAUGUAAUCAGAGAUAUGUUCACAAGUGACGUCAUCAGCAAGAAGCACACCAAACGAGUCCUGUUUCUGAUCGGAUGGCCGGUUAAAUUUGUAAGACGCACUCAAAACGACAUCAGAAUCGAGACGAAACAACACAGGGAUAUACUCCAAGGCAAGUUUCUUGAUACUUACAGAAACCUUACCUACAAAACUGUAUUUGGAUUCAAAUGGAUCAGCCGACAUUGUAGAAAUGUGAACUACGUCAUCAAAAUUGACGAUGACGUGUAUGUCGACAUUAACAACUUUUUCUGCACAUUAUUUCCGAAGUUUGAGACACGCCAUGCUGUGAUAUGCAACAGAAUGACCUAUUCAAAUGUUAUGAGGAACGGCAAGUGGAUGUUGGACGAUUAUACAUACAGACACUACGUUUACUACCCCGUUAAAUACUGCAGUGGAUAUGCAGUGGUAUUGAAAGGCGAUAUGGUACCACUCUUGUACAAGGCGUCUUUGAUGACGCCAUUCUUCUGGAUUACUGAUGUAUUUAUAUACGGUACUUCUCGGACCUUCUUACGCUAUCUUCCCCCUAACAAGCACCAAAACAAACAUGCUGACAACAGGUUUCUCAGUGGACCUGUUCCUAGCCUGGACACAGAUGAAUUUGUGAAGCCAUAUGACUUUGUGAAGCCUGAAUAUGCAUAG